AUAUUCACAAUCACGCGCAGGUUUCUGCUGAGUUUCACCGACUUGGCAAUCAAGAAAGACAUGUGCCCGGCUCGUCUCCCAGCUCUUGUCCGCCAUUCCUGCUCCGGCUCCCGGUCGUCUAAACUAUAUAAGAGCAGCUUUCAGCCGCCUGCAUUGUUCGCAUCCAGUCCCUCUCGCUCCCUUACCACAGUCGCUUGCCCCGAACCGUUCGACCAGGAUGCCGCUUCGCGGUAGGAAGCCCAGGGACAAAGGCUCGUCUCCCAAGCAAUGCAUGUCGCCUCGUCAGUUCGAAGCGUUGACCGCCAUCUGCGACACGCUCGUAUGCGCCCUGCCGGUUCCCACGGAAACCGACGACUUGUAUUUCCCGCUGGUCGGGAAGCGGAAGGAAGGCUCGGAGGCUGACGAGAAUCCAUGGAGCGAGUUCUACGGCGAGCCUCGGAGGGUGGCAAUCGCUGCGUACUUCGCGGAAUCCGCGUCCAGCCUCGGCCUUGUCGAUAAGGUGGCGGCGACAAUGCAGCAUUGCCUCAAGCCGCUGGCCUUGGGCUUCUUCAAGACCAUCUUAUGGCUCCUCACCACCCGCCUCGGCACGCUGCUCUUGGCCGGCAGGAGGGCUCUCACGCCCCGGCCCCCAUUCCUGCAGCCCUUUCCGAAGCUGUCCCCGCAGGCUCGGGAGGCUGUGCUGCUGAGGUGGUCGGUCAGCAGAAAUUUCGUGUCCCGGACGAUUUUCAAGACGUUCCGCAGCUUCACGCUCUUCCAUCUGGGCGCGCAGGAUGACGGCUCUGGCGAUAAUAAAGUGUGGCGGGCCAUGGGAUACUGCGGGCCCGAUCCCAACAUGCCUGCUGCGGCUGGGAAGCAAGACAAGUGCGGCAGCAGUAAUGGCCAGCACUGCAGCAGAGACAGCUCAGCUGGCCGUGAGCCUGACGUGGCACAGCGUCCAGCUCAGCGAUCUGACAGUGGCGAGGGGAAAGCAGAGCCUGAGGAGGGAACGACCGGAGGAGGGGAGGCGAGGCCGCUAGAUGAUGCAGUGGUGGACUGUUCGGCCGAGGGGACGGCGCUGGCAGCAGCGCUUCAAGGGAAGGGCGUGGAGGUGCUGGCUGGGCCGAAGCAGACCAUAGGGCUGCUGGGCAGGAGAGACAAAGGGGGAGGAGAGCCUGUCGUGGUGCGGUGCGAUGCGGUGGUGAUCGGUUCUGGCUGUGGCGGAGCCAUCAUAGCGGCACAGCUGGCAGAGGCAGCAGCUGCUGCUGAUGGUGCGGAUGGCAGCACAAGGCAGAGGAGGGUGCUGGUGCUGGAAGCAGGAGGCUACUUCUACCGCUCUGACUUGUCACUCUUAGAAGCACCCUCCGCUGCUGAGCUGUACGACACCCAGGGGUUUUUGACCACGGAGGAUGGGGGGGUGGCGCUGCUGGCGGGGAAGGCAGUGGGCGGCGGCAGCACGGUCAACUGGUCUGCGUCAUUCCGCACACCUCCCCACGUCACCAAGGAGUGGGCGGACGAGUACGGGCUCAAGCAAUUCGAGUCGCCGGAGUAUGCAUCAGCCAUGGACUCCGUGUGCGACAAGAUCCAGGUGACAGCAGACGAGGCCAUCACCCCGCACAGCCUCAGCAACGCGGCUCUCAAGGCCGGGUGCUCUGCUCUGAGCCUCCACCACGCCAUCACCCCCCGCAACACCAACCAGCCGCACUCCUGUGGCUGGUGCACCUUUGGCUGCUGGUCAGGCGAGAAGCAGUCCAUGCUCGAAACCUGGUUACCAGACGCCGUUACCCACGGCGCCCUCAUCCUCUCCCGCUGCUCCGCCCGCCGCCUCCUCCUCUCCCCCAACCGCGCUGCCAGCAGUUCUCCUGGCAGCAGCACCGCCGGGGGGGCUGUGCGGAGGAAGCGGGUGGUGGGGGUGGAGGCGCGGAUAGAGGGAGGAGGGGAGAGCGGGCCUCAGAGAAUUGUGGUGGAGGCCGAUUUGGUGGUUGUGGCGUGCGGCAGUCUGCGCACCCCCCCUCUGUUGCUGGCCAGCGGGCUGACCAGCCGCGCCAUCGGGGCCUCCCUGCGCCUGCACCCCGUCACCUCCGCCUGGGGCUUCUUCCCCGAGGCCGCGCCCUCCCUGCCCUCCUCCCUGCCGCCCGGCCCGGGCUACGUUGGGCCCAUCAUGAGUGUCAACUCCAGGGAGGUGGCCAACUGGGAGAGCACUGGAUACGGCGCCAUGAUCCAGACCCCCACAAUGCACCCCGGGCUGCUGGGCUGCGCCGUCCCCUGGCUGGGCAGCGCCCUCGUGAAGCAGUCCAUUGCGCGCUUCGACCGUACAGCCUCACUCAUCGCCAUUGUUCGCGACCGCGGGCACGGCACGGUGGGCAUGGACGGCAGCGGGCGGCCCGUUGUGUCGUACCGGCUGUGCAAGGAGGACCAGAAGAGCAUGCAGGACGCCCUCCUGCUCUCGCUGCGCAUCCUCAGAGCAGCGGGAGCAGUGGAGGUGGGCACCCUGCACCAGUCACUCAAGCCCUUCCGCUGCCUCAUCCCGCCUGCCGACGAUGCCCGUGCAACCAGUGGCAACUUGGUUGGUAGCGGUGGCCCAGGGGAGACGCAUGGAUGGCAAUGCUCGUCAGAUGCUGAGUUUGAGGCAUAUCUAAUGUCUGUGGCUGCCGCGGGCUUCAAGCUCAAUGACUGCACGCUGUUCUCAGCACACCAGACCGGCAGCUGCCCCAUGGGUACUUCCCUCCAGAGCUCAGUUGUGGAUGAAAACGGGGAGAGUUGGGAAGUGUCUGGGCUAUUUCUGGGUGAUGGUAGCGUAUUCCCAACGCCUGUGGGGGUGAAUCCAAUGGUUUCUAUUGAGUCGGUGGCGUUCAUGAUUGGCAAAAGGCUAGCGGACAAAGUUAGGAAUGGAUAUUUAUGUGUGAAAUAGGCAUGUAUGUCACAACUUCAAGUAAUGUUAGUAAACGUUCAGGAUAAUU
Molecule: messenger RNA, 2936 nt
Organism: Closterium sp. NIES-67
Lineage: Eukaryota; Viridiplantae; Streptophyta; Zygnematophyceae; Desmidiales; Closteriaceae
Source: the annotation of a GenBank genome assembly